AUGCCUGGGUUAAUUGCCGUGAGUGAGUUUGUUGAGGAGACAAGGGAGGAUUAUAACUCACCAACCACCUCAACUUUUGUAUCACGGAUGCCACAAUGCAGACAAACCAUAACUGCACUUGAAGAAACCCUGGACUUUGAUCGUGAGGGUUUAACGAAGCUCAAGAAGGCGAUCAAAGCCAUCCACAAUUCCGGAAAUGCGCACGUGGACAAUGAAGUUUACUUGGGAAGAGCAUUGGAAAAAAUGGGAGAUGCUGCGCUUAAAGAACAAGAGCAUGAUAUUGGUGCAGCUUUCUUUAAAUUUGCCGUUGUUACAAAAGAACUCAGCGCAUUAAUGAAAACUCUUAUGCAGAAUAUAAAUAAUAUUGUAAUGUUUCCACUGGAUUCAGUGCUGAAGGGCGACCUGCGAGGCGUCAAGGGCGACUUGAAGAGGCCUUUUGAAAAAGCCUGGAAGGACUAUGAGGCCAAGUAUGCAAAAAUAGAAAAAGAAAAAAAACAACAUGCUAAAGAAGCCGGUCUUAUACGAUCAGAAGUAACACCAGCUGAGAUAGCUGAUGAAAUGGAAAAAGAACGUCGUUUAUUUCAAUUACAAAUGUGUGAAUAUUUAAUAAAAGUUAAUGAAAUAAAAACUAAAAAAGGGAUUGAAUUGUUGCAACAUCUUGUUGAGUACUAUCAUGCUCAAACAAAUUACUUUCAAGACGGCUUGAAGACUAUUGAACAUUUUGGAUCUUACAUUGCAGAUUUGAGUGUUAAAUUACAAAAGAUAAGACAAACACAAGAUGAGGAGCGAAGACGUUUAACUGAAUUAAGAAGUCUCUUGAGGAGUUCUGGUUGUGAUAAGGAAUUGAAUGCAAACGCCAGUGUUGGAUACUCGCUUCAUCAACUGCAGGGCGACAAACAGCAUGGAGUAACUCGUUCAGGCCAUCUGUUAAAAAAGAGCGAGGGUAAAAUGCGACGUGUUUGGCAAAAACGUCGUUGUGCUGUUCAAGCAGAAGGUUAUCUUGAUAUUUGUCAUGCUGAUGAAAACAAACCUCCUACAAGAGUUAAUUUAUUAACAUGUCAGAUAAAAUUGGUACCAGAUGAUAAACGUGGUUUUGAUCUCAUUAGUUACAAUAGAACAUAUCAUUUCCAAGCAGAAGAUGAAGCUGAUCAACGUGCAUGGAUGUCAGUACUUGUUAACUGUAAAGAGCGAGCAUUGCUGAAAGCAUUUGAUGCUAGUGGUAAAGCUGAAGCUGGUCAGGGUAAUCCGAGUCUUGUUGAACUUCAGCAAGCUAUUAUAAGAUGUGUAUUGCGAUUAGAUGGAAAUGAUAAAUGUUGUGACUGUUCAUCACAAAAUGAUGCAACGUGGUUGUCAACAAACUUUGGUAUAAUAGUAUGCAUCGAAUGCAGUGGUAUUCAUCGGGAUCUCGGUGUACAUAUAUCAAGGAUACAAUCGUUAACUUUAGACAAUGUUGGUACGUCACAAUUGUUACUAGCACGUUUUAUGACUAACCAAGCAUUCAAUGAAGUUAUGGAAGCAACUUUAAAUCAUCAUCAUAAACCAACUCCAACGUCCACAAUGGAAGAGAGAUACGAAUUUAUAAGGGCUAAAUAUGUCGAUAAAAAAUAUGUAUUGAGAACUUGUGAAGAUGAACGAGAUCUAUUGUCUGAUCUCGAGCAUGCUGUUAACAAUAAAGAUCUUCAGCAUUUACUCCAAGUUUAUGGUGAAAAGGUUGACCUGGCAGCUCCGUUACCUACUUCAGAUGUUGGAGAAACGGCGUUGCAUUUGGCAAUUUUACGAGAAAUAGGGGGUAAUUGCCUCCAUAUAGUUGAUUUUUUAAUACAAAAUAUGCCGGUGGGUAAUAUAGACAAAAUUACAAGUGAGGGUGAAACGGCACUACAUCUUUCUGCAAGGCACGAUCGAGCGGAAGCUAUGAAAUUGCUGUUGCGCGCUGGCGCAGAUCCAACGCUACGUAACAAACAAGAAAAGACUCCGUUGGAUAUUGCCCAGGAAAUGGGUCAUCCAACUUGCAAAGAAUUGCUAAGCAAUGCAUUGCAACGACAAAAAACAUUGUUUGAUAAUGUUAAUAUCGAUUGGAAUUUAUCACACGAUGAAGGCUCGACUGAUUUUUCUGAUGAUGAAACAAUAAUUGAAGACCGAAAUGGAUGUUUAACGCCUGAAAAGAAAUCACGAAGCAGACCACCUUCUUAUGCCGGUGGAGGUGGAUCUGGUCCAGGAGAUUCUCCGAUUACCCUUCGAAGUCGAAGUAGCACCUGUGACAGUCUUCAAAGUGGUUCCUCGCCAAAUUCUAUUACAAGUAGACAGCAAAUGCCACCACCACCGCCUCCACAAUCUAGAAAACCAGUCGUCAUUCCCAGUCCAAUGGGACCACCAGAGUACAGUCUAAAUAUUCAUGGGUCACUAAAAAAACGUGUAGCACCACCUCCACCACCUGGAAACGGCGGGACAAUGCUGACAGCUCAUUAUGGGACUUUACCAUCAUCAGCAAGUUUAGCGAGCUCUUCACACAGUAGAACAACCAGUGAGCCCAUUCUUGCGGGCAACGCAUUGCACAGUCUACCACAUUCACUAAACACACUGAAUAGUCUACAUCACAAAAGAUCACCCAGCAGUGACUCAUCAGUUAGCCACAGCAUGGAUAAAUCAAAUACGUCGACGUUACAAAGGCCAAGGAAUCCACCACCACCUGCACCUUCUGCCGGUAGCUCUGCAAGAUUAAGUAAUGGUCGUAGCAGUGAAUCCCUUAGUUCAAUGUGUUCUGAGCAUGGAAUAGGUAAUCCUAUACCUCCACCCCGGAAGCGAAGGGACCGAUCCAGACUUGAAAGCUACGCCGAGGAGCCCUCAUCUUUGCUCCCCAAUUUGAAUCUGCCAAUGACAUCAAGUUUAAAUGGAUUGCGACGAUGUCGAGCGCUCUAUGAUUGUGAUGCUGAUAACGAAGACGAACUUUCAUUCCGAGAGGGUGAAGUGAUAAUAGUCACCAAUGAGCAAACUGACGAUGACAAUUGGAUGGAAGGUGCGCUGGAGCGGGCACCCGAACGACGUGGAAUGUUCCCUAUAAGUUUUGUUCAUAUGCUUCAAGACUAA
This is a messenger RNA of Cotesia congregata, 3084 nucleotides long. The record is from the annotation of a GenBank genome assembly. NCBI's taxonomy places the organism in Eukaryota, Metazoa, Arthropoda, Insecta, Hymenoptera, Braconidae.